UAUCUUGAAGGAUACCGGAAGCUGGUGUGCCGCACGCAAACUUAACGUGACGACAUUCCAUGUUUUCAGGAAAAAAGAAGCCGAGAGGCAGAUGCAGUCUUUUCUAGGUCCUCUUCUGCUCGGGUCUGCGUGCACGCGCAGUUGACGGUGGUUUGACGGGUGGAUGUUUGGAAGCUGCAGGUCUCCCGGUGCCGCCCCCCCACAGAAGCCGCGUUAGCCUAAGACGGUCGGAUCCAGAGUGAGCCCCGUCAAGUUGGGUGAGAUGGAGACGUAAAGACCUGUCCAGUUCAAAGUGGCGAUGGAGGAAACGGAAGCGCUCGCCCUGAGGUCAGCAGCUGAGCAUGGGACACAGAACAUGACUGGACCCUCCCUCUGAAGAGUGAGCAUGCUCGCUGUGGGCCUGCGGCGUAGAAACCACUGGGUCAAUGACAUCGGAUUGUGUUGGACUGAGUGAGCAGGAAACCAGUGAUGUAAAAGAACAGGUCCUGACAGUCGACCCACUGCUGUGGUUCUGUCCACAUGUGAAGCUGGGGAGAGAAGCAGAUGAUUUCAGACUUGGUGAGAACGCUGCAGAUGAUGCAAGGCUGACUUCUAUUGCUUUAUGUAACCCCCCCACAAGACCACAGGCACUUAUUAGCAGAUUUUUGAGUCAGGGACAGCAACUGCUCUAGGUGAGGACCAUGCCUCGGAACCAAGCUUUUGCGGAACCAGAGUACUCUGCAGAGUACUCUGCGGACUACUCCGUGACCCUGCCCUCUGACCCGGGGCAGGCUGUGGGGCGAACACAUGAGGUAACCGUGCGAAGCUCAGGAUGCUGCCUCUGCCUUCCUCGCUUCAUGCGCCUAACCUUUGCGCCAGAGUCCCUGGAGAAUUUGUACCAGACCUACUUCAGACGGCAGCGACACGAGACUCUGCUGGUGCUGGUGGUGUUUGCCGCCCUCUUUGACUCCUAUGUCAUCGUCAUGUGUGCAGUGGUCUACACCUCAGACAAGCUGGCCUCUGUCUUGGUGGCGUCGGCUGGACUUGCAGGGGACAUCAUCCUCUAUCUGCUGUGUCGUUUUGGGCUUCUCCCGGACCGCAUCUCCAGACGGGUGGUGCCCUACGCAUUGUGGGUGCUCAUAGCGGCUCAGGUGUUCUGCCACCUGGGUCUGAACUACGCCCACUUCCACCAGGCCAGUGACACGGUGGGCUGGCAGGCCUUCUUUAGCUUCUCAUUCUUCCUGACUCUGCCUCUGAGGCUGACCCCCAUUGUGCUCAUCACCACUGUGUCGUGCGGCGUCCACACCCUGGUCUUGGGGGUCACCAUUGCUCAGCAGCAGCAGGACAACAUCCAGGGAGCAGCUCUUGGAAGACAGCUCCUGGCCAACGCCUUCAUCUAUGUAUGUGCCAUCACCGUGGGUGUCAUGUCCUACUACAUGGCUGACCGGAAGCAUCGAAAAGCUUUUCUCGAGGCCAGACAGUCUCUGGAAGUGAAGCUGAACCUGGAGGAGCAGAGCCAGCAGCAGGAACGUCUACUUCUCUCAAUCCUUCCAAAGCACAUUGCAGAUGAGAUGCUUCAGGACAUGAAGAAGGAGCCGAGUCAAAAGGAGAUGCAGCAGUUUAACACCAUGUACAUGUACAGGCACGAGAAUGUCAGCAUCCUGUUUGCAGACAUUGUUGGCUUCACCCAGUUAUCGUCGUCCUGCAGCGCCCAGGAGUUGGUCAAACUGCUGAAUGAGCUCUUCGCCCGCUUUGACAAGCUAGCUGCAAAAUAUCACCAGCUGAGAAUCAAGAUCUUGGGAGACUGUUACUACUGCAUCUGCGGGCUUCCAGACUACAGGGAGGACCACGCCGCCUGCUCCAUCAUGAUGGGCCUGGCAAUGGUGGAGGCCAUAUCGUAUGUUCGUGAGAAGACCCAGACCGACGUGGACAUGAGGGUCGGGGUGCACAGUGGGACCGUGCUGGGGGGCGUGCUGGGGCAGAAGCGCUGGCAGUAUGAUGUGUGGUCUACAGACGUCACUGUGGCCAACAAGAUGGAGGCUGGGGGCAUUCCAGGCCGUGUUCACAUCUCUCAAACCACCAUGGAGUGUCUUCACGGCGAGUUUGACGUGGAGCCUGGGAACGGCGGCGAGCGCUGCGACUACCUGAGGGAGAGAGGCAUUGACACCUACCUGGUGGUUGUUCCCAAAGGGGCGGUGGGAAAGAAUGGCAUCAGUGGUGUGAAGCUGUCUGUGACGUCUUCUGGAGGAAACUCCCCACAGCUCAUCAACACCACAGAAUGCAACGGCAGCGCAAACACAGCCUGCACCACGCCAGAGGAACCAGAGGAGCUGGACACCAAGGUGGUGAAUCCGUCUUUCCCAAACCCUCGGAGGAGGCUGAGACUGCGGGACCUGGCUGAACGAGUAAUUGAUGCUCAGGAAAAUGAAGCAGAGCUCAACAAACUUCUAAACGAAGCUUUGCUGGAGAGAGAGACGGUCCAGGCGCUGAAGGGGAAGAACACCAACCGGCUGUCGCUGAGGUUUGUGGACCCAGAGCUUGAGACCCGCUACUCUGUGGAGAAGGAGAAGCAGAGCGGAGCUGCCUUCUGCUGCUCCUGUGUGGUUCUGCUCUGCACUACUUUCAUGGAGGCUCUCCUUGACCCAUGGAUGAUCGCCAACUAUGUCACGUUUGCAGUGGGGGAGGUUCUGCUGCUCAUCCUGACCGUCUGCUCACUUGCUGCCAUCUUCCCUCGAGUAUAUCCCAAGAAGCUAGUGACUUUCUCCACCUGGAUUGACCACACCCGCUGGGCUCGAAACACCUGGGCUAUGGCGGCCAUCUUCAUCCUCAGCACGGCUGACACCAUUGACAUGCUGAGCUGUGGACCUCCAGAAUCAGAUCCUCGCAGCACCACGCCGCCUCCCUCCUCCUCUGGACGCUCCAGCCUGGAAGGCUGCUGGAACAAUCCUAAAUACUACAGCUAUGUGGCGGUUCUGGCUCUGAUGGCCACCACCAUGCUGGUUCAGGUCAGCCACAUGGUCAAGCUCACCCUGAUGCUGCUGAUCACAGUGACGACGGGCGCUGUGAACAUCUACAGCUGGAGGAGCAUCUUCGACCGCUACGAUGCCGUCCGCUUUAAGGAGUACAGGUCGGCCCUGGUUCCCUCCAAAGUCAGUGUUACAGUUAUGAUCUUCGUCAUGAUGAUCAGCUUCUAUUAUUUUUCCAGACAUGUGGAGAAGCUAGCUCGCACUCUUUUCCUGUGGAAGAUUGAGGUCCACGAGCAGAAGGAGAAGGUUUACGAAAUGCGGCGCUGGAACGAAGCCCUUGUGACCAACAUGCUGCCGGAGCACGUGGCUCGACACUUCCUGGGCUCCAAGAAGAGGGAUGAGGAGCUGUACAGCCAAUCCUAUGAUGAAAUUGGAGUCAUGUUCGCCUCGAUCCCAAACUUUUCUGACUUCUACACCGAGGAGAGCAUCAACAACGGAGGCAUCGAGUGCUUACGCUUCCUGAACGAGAUCAUCUCAGACUUUGACAGCUUGCUGGAUGAGAUUCAGUUUCGCUGUAUCACAAAGAUCAAGACUAUUGGUAGCACCUACAUGGCAGCAUCAGGAGUGACGCCAGACGUCACCAACGGCUACAACUGUGUGAAGAAGGAGGAGCAGUCUGACAGGGAGCGCUGGCAGCACCUUGCAGACCUGGCAGACUUUGCCCUGGCCAUGAAGGUCACGCUCAUGAACAUCAACUACCAGUCGUUCAAUAACUUCAUGCUGCGCAUAGGUCUGAAUAAGGGAGGAGUGCUGGCAGGGGUGAUCGGCGCACGCAAACCUCACUACGACAUCUGGGGCAACACCGUGAAUGUUGCAAGCCGCAUGGAGUCUACGGGGGUGAUGGGCAACAUCCAGGUGGUGGAGGACUGCUACAACAUCCUGAAGGAAUACGGCUUCCGCUUCGUGAAGAGAGGACCCAUCUUUGUGAAAGGCAAAGGGGAGCUGCUCACCUACUUCCUCAAAGGAAGGGACAAGCAGGGCUCCUUCAUCAACGGCUCCUCAGUCACCCUGCCUCACCAGGUGGUGGACAGCUGAGCUCUGCUCACUGCUGACACCUUACGCCUGAAGGACAUGCUUCAUACACACCUUUGUAGGGCCCAUCUACCAUCCGAUUUGCUGAGGGUUCUGUGGAUGCAAGGAUGUGUGUAGAUUUUGUCAGACUCCACCAGAUGUAAAACAUUCGUGAUGAGAAGAAACCACAAAUAAUGAAAAAGCAUAUACCUGACUGAUGACACAGAGGUCUCUGACAGCAGGCCUCACAUCUUUAGUGAGACAUUCACAGAGACUUCAGCAAGACUUACAGAUCUCAGCAAGACCUCAUAGAAAUCUAACCAGGAUCUUCACAGAGACAUUAGUGAAACCUCUAGUCAUCCCUUUAGACUUUAGCUAAGACAUUCAGUCAGACCUUCCUGUGGAUCUUCAGAAAGAUGUGAAGCCUUUGUUCUAAUGAUGACUCACAGUUUGAAAAGAGCUUUCAGACCCUGAAACCUGGCUAACUGUUCUGAAGUUGGGGUUCUCUUCACCUGGAUGGAGUGAAGACAGACUGCAGGGGGACAGUGUGUCUCUAAUGUGUGGAGAACUGCUUUGAUCGAAGUGUUGAUGCUGUUCCCAUUUAACCUGCUGCAACACAUAACUGUCUUUGUGGAGAACGGAAGGAGAAGACAGGUAUGUUCCGUACGAGCAGAUGUGCCUCGAUCUUCUUAGGCCAUCGUCCCAGCUUUCAACUUUCCUGAUUUCUAUUUGAUAGUUUUAGUUUGGCAGCUGAGAUCUGAGACGUCAGAAACGGCAUGAGAACAACAACCUGCAGCUGCAGUCUGAGGAGGACGCUACAAAGACAAUUACUCACUCUGUUUGUGUCCUAAAGUGGAACAGUGCUCUCCCAUAACCCCCUCAAAGCCAUUAAGGUGUUUAAAAUGGGAGGCCUGGUUCUGCUCAAAAACAGAGGGGAGAACUGAGCUGUUCUCUUGAAGGGGGGUUUUUGGAUGGAGCAUCUGUAAAUGUGAGUUAACUAUUAGAAAACACAGCCUUGGGAUUGGGAACGACAGAGAGCACUUUAAAUCUUUAAAACCCAAACAGUUGCUGACUAAAGCUGUUGGCUGGAACAGAAUAUUCUGAGGCUGGAAUCAUCACGAAGCCGGUCAGUCUGGUUCUGUUCAGGCUUUAACAGGAUUUUUAGUAAGUGGAAUUUGACGUGCACAGCCAUUCCUACAGAUCGUCCCUGUUCUGGUUUUGGAGUUUAAGAUUUUUGACUGAUCCCUCGUUCUUUAUAGUUGAUUGUCAUUACAUUAUUUCAUUAAAAAAGUCCUAACAAAUA
Messenger RNA from Oryzias latipes (Japanese medaka), 5319 nucleotides. RefSeq names its product adenylate cyclase type 3. The record is from RefSeq and is a predicted model, not a curated record. Gene Ontology annotation, cellular component: plasma membrane. Gene Ontology annotation, biological process: adenylate cyclase-activating G protein-coupled receptor signaling pathway; cAMP biosynthetic process; intracellular signal transduction. Gene Ontology annotation, molecular function: adenylate cyclase activity. Lineage: Eukaryota; Metazoa; Chordata; Actinopteri; Beloniformes; Adrianichthyidae.